Molecule: messenger RNA, 1176 nt
Organism: Sparassis crispa
Lineage: Eukaryota; Fungi; Basidiomycota; Agaricomycetes; Polyporales; Sparassidaceae
Exons: 9
Coding region: 1-1176 (391 amino acids)
Source: RefSeq, a predicted model, not a curated record
AUGCACACCACGCCAUCCGUUACGUUGAGCCCCAUCAAAUUCAUGCAGAUGCUGUCAAAGAUCCUUAGCUUCUUGCCGCCCCUCAAGCGCAACGCCGAUGUCGACCUUCCUGUCCCCGCUCGAUCAAAGGAAGAAUACCUUAGCGGGUUCAAGGGAUCUCACGUUAUUAUCCCAGAUCUUUAUGCUUUGCUCCCCGGUUGGAAAUUCGCGGUAAACAGCAAGUACGAUGUAGUGAAGGAGCGGCUUGGCACUUGGAUGAAUAGCUGGGUUGACAACCCAGAGACUUGCCGACGCAUGCAACUGGCCGAUUUUGCUAUGCUGGCCGGAUGCUUCUAUCCAGAAGCUCAGGAGGAGGAGUAUUUGAUGGCUGCGUACUAUCACCUCUGGGUAUUUGUCUGGGAUGACGAACUCGAUUGUGGUCCCCUUACCAACGAUCUCGAGAAAGUACGGCAAUUUAAGCAGGAGACAGAUGAUUGUCUUGAAUACACCCUCGGCCCUGAGCCUUUCAGUGGGCCACGACCCUCGAUGGGGCCCAUCGUGGGCGCUUUCUACGAGAUUGCAGAGAAAGUCGCUGCAGGGAGCACGGCAGAGGCGCACGCGUUCAUGUUGCGCGAACUACUGGCAUACGUGGAUGGUGCAUGCGCGUUGCCCUUCGAGCGGAAUCUCGAAGGGCAGAAAGAGCUCUUCACCCGCGAGAAGUUCCAAGCGCAACGUGUACGGAGUGGCGGAUGCGGGCCCAGUCUUUCGCUAUUGUUGUACCUUCAUCACCUCGAUAUCCCUUCCUCACUUAUCGAUCACGAAUCUGUGCAAGUCGUCUUCACGCAAGCAGCUCUCAUAGUUCACCUUACCAACGACAUUGUUUCGUUCGUAAAGGAACUGCGAGACGACCAGCUCGACAAUAUCGUUCCGGUGCUCGCCAUCGAGAACAAUAUCCCUCUUCAGGAAGCGAUUGAACGCGCGUGCGACCUCGUACGAGCAGCACGGCAGACACUCGAGGAGGCCGAGACGCGGCUUCCCUUGCCAACGGGAGAUGACAAGCUGGACAAGCAGAUCUUACGGUUUGUGCAGGGCUGCAAGGACGUCGCGGCUGGUAACUUGAAUUGGAGCUAUCGGAACGCGAGGUACUUCGGUCGUAAUCCGCGCCGUGACGGCAACAGGAUAUUCCUGCAGAUAUAA